AUGGGAGGAAAAUAACCUGUACCAGAACCACCAUAACCAAAGAAAACUGUAAAAGAAAUGGUCAAAGAAUUUUCGAAAACUAUAAAUAGAUUAAAAAGAGAUUUCUAAAGAGAACUAAUGAAGCUUGAGUUUAACCAAAAAAAAAUAACUAAUGAUAUUAAAGCAAUGAUAAAAAAAAAAGAACCUAGAUCAACUAUAAGAAUUAUAGUUUAAUAACAAAUAAAAAAUAAUGCUAUGAUAAAUAAAUACAAAAGAUUGGAUGCACAAUUAUCAGAUGUUCUUUUCCAGUUAAAUUCUGCUGCUACAUCAGAAACAUUAUGUACUAUAAUGAAAGGAAUGGGAGAUAUAAUGAAAGCAGGAAAUAGUGCAAUUGAUAUAAAAAAUAUUUAGAUGGCAAUAGAGACAUUUGCUGUUGAAAGUGAAAAACAAAAUGUAUUAUAAGAACAAAUGUCUGAUAUAAUGAAUUAAGAUGAAGAAGAAAUGGGUGAUGAAUAAUGCGAUAAACUAAUUGACGAAAUGGAAAAAUAAGUAGGAGGAGGAGGACAAGGAGGAAAUAAUUAAAUUAUUGGACAAGCUAAUGAAGAAGAAGAUUUUGAAAAAAGAUUAGAAGCAUUAAAAUGA
Ichthyophthirius multifiliis is the source of this 621-nucleotide messenger RNA. RefSeq names its product snf7 family protein, putative. Gene Ontology annotation, cellular component: multivesicular body; ESCRT III complex. The record is from RefSeq and is a predicted model, not a curated record. Gene Ontology annotation, biological process: protein transport; endosome transport via multivesicular body sorting pathway; late endosome to vacuole transport. The transcript has 6 exons. NCBI's taxonomy places the organism in Eukaryota, Ciliophora, Oligohymenophorea, Hymenostomatida.